This is a messenger RNA of Capronia epimyces CBS 606.96, 1092 nucleotides long. RefSeq lists its product as uncharacterized. The record is from RefSeq and is a predicted model, not a curated record. NCBI's taxonomy places the organism in Eukaryota, Fungi, Ascomycota, Eurotiomycetes, Chaetothyriales, Herpotrichiellaceae. Gene Ontology annotation, biological process: 'de novo' pyrimidine nucleobase biosynthetic process. The coding region runs from base 1 to 1092 and encodes 363 amino acids. Gene Ontology annotation, cellular component: cytoplasm. The transcript has a single exon. Gene Ontology annotation, molecular function: dihydroorotate dehydrogenase activity.
AUGCCAUCAAAGCUCAAGAUCGACCCUCCGCUCCUCAACUCGGCUUGUCCCUGGUCCACGUCUCUCGAAGACAUCAAAGAGCUCUACGACAGUCCAUACACUGGCGCCGUGACCAUCCGCACCAGCCUGCUCGAGGGCUUCACUCACGAUGACUCGGUGCAUCAGUAUAUCUUCUUCACGCCGGGCAAGACGAUCCCUGCGAACGCUCCCAAAGGCGAAGAGUCAAACCCCAAAGGCAGCAAGUCCACAACAGAACAAACACCAUCUUCCGCCACCUCGUCCUCUUCGGCGGAGCCGGUGUCGACACUAAACACACUUGGAUACUCCCAUCUCACGCUGUCCGAGUACUUGGGCAUUAUCAACGAGAUCGUCGGCCAGCGGCACCUGGGCACGGAUACGCCAACCAAGAAGCCGUUUAUUCUCAGCGUGACCGGCACGCCAGAUGAGAUAUCCAUGGCCUACGCCCUGAUCGCCAAUGCUGCCGAAAUGGACGAAGACCUGCGUCUAGCUAUGGAAGUCAAUCUGUCGUGUCCCAACAUCGCGCACGCCUCCCCUCCAGCCUAUGACCCAGCCCAGCUGGCCGAGUAUCUCGAGGCCAUCAGCGACUCGAAAUCGACCUAUCGCGGGCGCAUGGCCACCCCAGAGAGCGUCCCGAAGGUAGGAAUCAAGUUGUCUCCCUACACCCACGCCGCACAGUUCGACAUGGUCGUUGCAGCCUUGAGAGCCGCCAAGUCGAAUGAACCCGGAGAAAGUUGUGUCGUCGACUUCCUCACCUGCACCAACACACUCGGCUCGUCGCUGCUGCUCAACGACGCGCUCGAACCCGUGCUGCACAGUGAAUCGGGAACAGGACUCGGCGGUCUGGCCGGCGCAGCGCUCCAUCCUCUGGCCUUGGGCAAUGUUGCCACUUUCCGCCGCCUGCUGGAUCAAACCCCUGAGACGAAGGACAUCGCCAUCAUCGGGGUCGGCGGCGUCGAGGACAAGGCUGGGUUCGAUAGAAUGCGCAAAGUCGGGGCCAACGCGGUCGCUUGUGCGAGUGCCCUGGGUCGCUACGGCGUCAGAGUGUUUGAGAGCAUCACCAAGGGUGAAUGA